CGGGUGUGCAAGGACGUGGAGUGCUGUCGGGGGGAAGCUCCGUAGUCACUGUUGAAGGGGCAGCAGGAUCCCCCCUUACGCCCCUAACAGCGCCGCGGGCCAGCGCGGUCGGGAGGCGGGAGCCUCUGCCUCACCCGCGAGCCGUCUCCUUCCCAGACUCUCCGCGCGGCGCGGCUCCUGCCCGGAGGACAGGCGUUGCGGCUGCUCUGGCAGGCCUAAGCAGAGGCGCUGCGGGGCACGGUCUGGAGUAGGCGUCCCCAGAGCCGCCGGAGUUUGGGCGCGACUGAGAGCCACCGGGGUGGGGAGGGGGAUGCCGCUCUGCGCGGCAGUGUUAGCCGGUGCUGGUGUUACCCGGUGCACGAGCUGUGCCAGCCUUUCCGGAGCCGUAGGUACCGAAAAUCCUUGCUGCUUUAGCCACGCCGGCCCAGGUAGCGCCAGUGUGGGUACGUGAGCCCUACUUGCUCUCUGUAGGGAGGGCCCUGCGGUCCGUAGUCUGGACGGGAGGAACUGCCCCGCACACUUCCCUCCUCACUGGGUUUUUCUGAGAAAUUUAGGCACUUAAAGAGGCAGAUAAACACCGAGGUAUCCCCCCCCCCCCUCGAUUUAAAUGGGAGUUGGGCACCAAGGCACUUCUGAAAAUUGUUGCCCAGAUGCAUCUUCAGGUCCCUGAAGACCUGGCCAUUGAACAAAUAGCCUGUAAGGGAUAACAAAUAUGAAAAUAUCAAUGUAACUGGUUACAUGGCAAUACAAACACUUCUGUCUUGUCACAUAGGGGAGCAGUUUCACUAUAGCUGCACAUUUUGAUGUUAAUUAAGUGAACCCUUCAUUACUUUUUUGGCCUGUUUUUGGAGGCAGUUUAUGCAGUCCAUACCAUACAUAUAGGGAGUGAAAGCAAACCAUUUUGCCAAUGGCACAUCAUAAUGAAAUACUAUACCUAAUGCUAAACCAGGAAGGCUAUUGCACUAUAAAGGAAAAUGUCUUUUUUUUCAAAAAUAUUACUGCAACCGGAAGUUGAAGAAUACCUUGGGAACGUGUUUAGAAAUAAGGAGCUCAUAAGUGCUUUAGGCACACUGGAAGCAGAGAGGAAAUAUGAAUCUCUAUUAAAUUGUCUAUCUCAUCCUCCAGCUUUCACAACUGUUAGAGUUAACACUCAUUUGGCUUCAGUGAAACAAGUGAAAAAUCUGCUGUUUGAAGAGAUCCACAAGCAGUUUAAAGGUCUUAGUGUUCCAGUUCUUCGGCAUCCAGAACUCCAGGACAUCUUACUUAUUCCUGUCAUUGGACCCAGACUGUCAGCAGGUUUUUGUAAUGAAAUUACACUUCGUAUCCUCAGGAAGGAUCUACAAAAGCAAUCAUCUGAAGUCAUUGUUGGAGCCCAGUGUGGGAAUUCAGUGCUACGAGGAGCGCAUGUCUUUGUUCCAGGAAUCAUAUCUGCUUCAAAAUUUAUGAAAGCUGGAGAUGUGGUCUCUGUAUACUCUGAUAUUGAAGGGAAGUGUAAAAGAGGCGCCAAAGAAUUUCUGGGAACCAAACUUUUUAUUGGAAAUGGGAUUUCAGAAUUGAGUCGCAGUGAAAUCUUCAGUUCAAGUGGCUCACUGAAAGGAAUAGGUGUAAGAAUGACAGACCCAGUCUACCUUAGUCCGUCGUUGGACAAUGUGCUGUCCAGUUAUUUGUUUUUGCAGAACUUGCCCUCUGCAGUUGUAAGCCAUGUUUUAAACCCUCAGCCAGGAGAGAGAAUUCUGGACAUGUGUGCUGCACCUGGGGGAAAAACAACUCAUCUUGCAACAUUAAUGCAUGACCAGGGUGAAGUGAUAGCCAUGGACAAGAUAGCUAACAAAGUCAAAAAAAUCAAGCAGAAUGCAGCAUUGUUGCAGCUGAAUUGUAUUAAAGCAUUUUGCUGUGAUGGAACUAAGGCACUUGCCAUCGGGAAGAGAGAAGAUGGACAAGAAGGCCCUCCAUUCUCAGCAGAGUCAUUUGAUCGAAUUCUUCUUGAUGUUCCUUGUAGUGGGAUGGGACAGAGACCAAAUAUGGCCUAUUCCUGGACUCUAAAAGAAGUGACUUCUUAUCAGCCAUUGCAACGCAAGCUUUUCAGCAUGGCAGUGAAAUUGCUGAAGCCAGGGGGCAUUUUGGUGUAUAGUACAUGUACAGUUACACUGUCUGAAAAUGAGGAGCAAGUUGCCUGGGCCCUGGAAACUUUUCCCUGCCUCCAGCUUCAGUCACAGGACCCACAUAUUGGAGGAGAAGGCAUGAGGGGAGCUGGACUGUCACUUGAUCAGCUGAAGCUGCUGCAGAGGUUUGAUCCAUCCAGUGUGACGUUACAAGGAAUGGAUGUGAACUCUUUGCAGGACUCUAGGGAAGAAGACCUGAUCUUGCUGGCAAAUAAAGACUGCAUAGGGUUUUUUAUUGCAAAAUUUAUUAAAUUGAACAGCAAAUAGACAUUUAGCAACACAACCUGAAAAAACCCCUUUUGAGUUAAGACUGGUCAAGCUGUUAACUGUUUCUUCUCAUGCAUUGUUGUCAAGCCAACAGGCUGAUGACAUGGUUGCUAUAGAAGCAGUAACAUCUCCUGCUGUUCUACUGGGACAGAGCCACAGUUGCAGGAGGUGUUGAUUCAUUUUAAGUCUCCAUUAGUUUUUGUAUUUAUAGUAGGUCAGUGUGGCGGAAGGAAAAGUAAAUGGAUUCACAUUACUCCUUGUUGACUUAAUGUGUACAGUAUUGCACAUUAAGAUUACUGCUUGUUUUCUGUUUUAGCUUGUUGGUUUAAUGUAUAUAGUAUUGCAUAGGAACAGGUUUUGCUAUGGGAAUUUAAAUUUUAUAAAAUGCAAAAAAAUCCAGAUUAAAUACAUUGAAAAAUAUAGUCAAUUUUUUUCAAGAAUGAUAGUUUCUAUGGGGAAUUUAGAAAUUACUGCAUCGUUAAAUAGUGAUGUGAAAUAGUCACAUUUCACAAAGAGCUGUUUCAUAAAUUAAUAAUUAUAACAUCUCAUCUCCUUUAUUUUACUACAAGCAAGAUUCUCUAUUCAUAUUACAGACACAUAGGCUUUGUAGAAUGUAUUUUACAGCAGCAUAUGUAUAUUUCCCCUCUCACUUCAGGGAAUGAAAGAUACAGUGCUUCAAGCUCAAACUUGCCAUUUUUAAGCCUGGAUCAGUUCAGUAACAGCACAGCUGGACUGAUUGACCAGAGGCAGUUUUAAAGUCCAAUAUCACUUACACCAUGAGGGCUAUAAUCUAUGUCAGUGGGAUGGUGAAAAUCUCAGCUUUUUCAUGGCACAUAGUAUCACGUUCCUGUCUCUACCUGGCAGAUUAUGAGAUCCAAUCCUAUAAUUACAGAAUCAUAGAAAUAUAGGGCUGGAAGGGACCUCAUGGUCAUCAAGUGCAGGUCCCUGUGUGGAGGCAGAACCAGUUAAACCUAGACCAUCCCUGAUAGGUGUUUGUCCAACUUGUUCUUAAAAACUGCCAGUGAUGGGACUUCAUAACAUUCCUUGAAAGCCUGUUCCAGUAUUUAACUAUCUUUAUAGCUAUUGGGGAAAACAUUCUAUCUACCUAGUCCCACUACGUCUCCAUGUUCAUGGAAAGUACAAGAACAAUUGAACACCAUCCUCUUUCUAACAACCCUUCACAUAUUUUUAAGUGUUACCAGGUUCCCCCCUCAGUCUUCUUUUCUUAAGAUUAUACAGGCUGUUUUUUAAAAAAAUCUUUCCUCACAGGUCAGAUUCUCUAAACUGGUGGUCCUCAAACUUUUCAUGGUCACGGCCUUACCCCUGCCCCCCCCGGCACUGGGAGUGUGGCUGCAACUCGACGGGGGAUGCACAGGAAUAAGGGAGCUAGGGACAGGGCUUGGAGUGGAGCCGUGGCUAGGGAUCAAGGCUGGGGCCAGCAGCUGGGUGCAAAGCGAUUGCUAAGUCUGGGGCGGGACAGGGUAGCACUGUCUUUCUGCCCAUUGAGGCUGACCUGGGCCCUGCCAGGCUCUUCCCACCCCACACAUUCCUCUGUUUGACGUCCACAGUUUGAGGUCCAAUGCACUAAACCUUUUAUUAUUGUCGUUGCUAUUGUUUGGACUUUCUCCAAUUUAUCCAUGUCUUUCCUAACGUUUGGCACCCACAAUUGGAUACAGUACUCCAGCUGAAGACCGACCACUAUGGAGUAGCACAGGACUGUUAUCUUCCGUAUCUUACAUAUAUGUUACUGUUAAUACAAGCCAGGAUAUUAUCCUUUUUCACAACUGCACCACACUGUUGGUUCACAUUCAGUUCGUGAUCCACUAUAAUUCCCAGCUCCUUUUCAACAGGACCACCACCAACCCAAUUAUUCCUCAUUUUUUUUUCUCUUCCUUAAGUGAAGUACUUUGAUUUCUGACCAGUUCUACAAGGUAAUUUUGAAUUCUAAUCCUUUUCCCCGAAGUGCCUGCACCAUCUUCCUAUCUUGGUGUCAUCUGCAACUUUUGUAAGCAUACGCUCCACUCCAAGUCAUCAGUGACAUCAUGGUAUCUAGCUGCUUUCUCUCCCCUGUCUCCUUUGAAACAUUGAUGUGGUGAUUAAUAUAUCACAAACUGUUGGAGACUGAAAUCAGUGCUUAGUGCCGUCUGAAAAAAACGUUGUAAUCCACCUUGCAAGUGGCUUAAACCCUAGCUGAUCAGGAGGCAUCAGGUCCUAAUUGAGAAGGGAAUUAAAAAAGAUGGCAAUGAGAACGGUUUACUUUAAUAAACCUGCAAAAAUGUAUACUAAUCCUGAAUGCCUACAGCUAUUUGGUGUACGUAGACGGUGUAAGGGCUUGCAGCUUCAUGUAGUCGUCCUCAUUUCCAAUACAAGGAAUAUUGCUGGAACUGGCAAUGUGUAGGAAUGAAAAUGGUGGGUGCAGUUCAAACCACCUAAAUUCAGGGAUUGAUGGAGGUUUUUUUUCCUUGUUUUUGAUUGACAACUUUUGUUUAAAACUAUUACUUACAAAAUGUUUGAAUAUUGAAGUAAAACUGUAUUUGGUUUGAGUGAACAGCAUGACUGGUAUUUCCUUCUGUAAAAGUCAAAUAGUUUUGAGUUCACGUCAGUCUGUUUUCUACCUGAGAUGCUACUGCUUGGUUUACAAUUAAAACAACCUAGUAAAGGUUAUAUAA
Molecule: messenger RNA, 5098 nt
Organism: Caretta caretta (loggerhead turtle)
Lineage: Eukaryota; Metazoa; Chordata; Testudines; Cheloniidae
Gene: NSUN6
Product: NOP2/Sun RNA methyltransferase 6
Biological process (GO): RNA methylation
Molecular function (GO): RNA binding; RNA methyltransferase activity
Source: RefSeq, a predicted model, not a curated record